AUGGAGCAAUCCGCCCAUCUGCAGGGGUUGCCUCAGGGCAAUGACCAAGACACACUACCUGCUGAUUACUGGGAUACCCUCGAUGCCAUCUAUCCGACCCCUGAUCAGCAACUCCAACAACACACUCAAGCCCAACAUGAUUCUGCAUCACAAACCGCCCUAGGAAUAGGCUGGGACCAUCCCGUAUUUCAAGAUCAGAGAGAGCUUGCUCCUCAACCCGAACAAAAUCACGGCAUCUACUCCUCAAUGCAUCAGUCGUGGCAGGCGGAGGCUCCUCUUCAGCAGUCGCAGCGAAGCUACGGAGCCCACCCGCAGUUUGAACAACCGCAAGCUACCCAGUACCCAGGGCAGAUGCAUUUCGACUCUCGUCCUCUGAAUGCUUCCGAGUCAUCGGCCUUCCCACACGUUUCCGGAGGCACCUUCCCGACAGCGAUUGCAGCCACAACAAUACACAUUAACCCAAGAAUUCCCCCAGAGAUGAUGUCCAAUACGAUUGACCUCACCAAUGAAUACUCUGAAUCGGAUCCCAAUGUCACCAUCAACCCACAGUUUCUGAACCCUGCCCAAGCAUCUAGUCAGCAGCCUACAUUGGCAAAUGGUCUUGUUUAUGGUCUCCCCUCGCACUUCCAGAGACAACCAAACGAGCAGGACCGGCAGUUUAAUUAUUAUCAGCACGGUCUUGCAAUCCAACCACAGGUUGGAUCGGCUCCUCAUCCAAAUAUGUCGUCCGGAGGCCUGCCAGUGCCAGACGUCGUGAUUCAAACGAAGAAGGGGCCUGUUAAAAAAUUGCAACCAAAGACGAAGGGUCCAAAGAAAGCUCAAUCAAAGUCAGAAAGUGAAAGUUCCGAUGAAUCGGACCUUGACAUUGAAGCUCCAGAUGAGCCUUCCCCCUUGCCCCCCAUUCGGCCGACAGAACCCGAGGCUGCAGCUCAAUAUGAUACACUGCAAGCAGUGUGGUCACCACGCAACAAGUGGCCCGGCCCUGAGAAGGUAAAAAAUGCGCUGGUAGCCUACAAGGAUGUUGUCAAGACGCUUCGAGAUGCAUGGAAAGAACAAGUCCAGGCGAUGAAGCUGGCUGAGAACCAAGGUGACAAUAACAAAGCCGCCAAAGUGAAAGAACAGGUAAUCUCUCAGCGUCGGACAAUGGAUAAAAUUGCGACGACAACGUUAGAAAUGGGUCAUCCCGUGAUUGUUGACAAGCUGGGCGAGCACCCUAUGGUUGUGGCAGCUCUAUACUCCUUCUUGGUCGACCGUUUCCAGGCUGCAGACUUUGCAGGUACCUUGACAAUCAAUUUGCUUACGCUUUUUGCACGCUUCUCCACUAUGACAGAAGACAUGCUGCAGAAAACAAAUCUCUCCAAAUUACUGCCCAAAUUUUUGAAGAAAGGCGGACAACAGGUCAAGGACCUCACCCAGAAGAUUCUGGACAAUGCCACUGCCUCCACCAAGCGUAAACAAGAAAACGAUAAACUUCCCAAGGAAGAUGCUGUCAAAAGUAUUGAAAAGCCUGAUCCAGUUGGGAUGAAGCGACCACGCGAGGCAGACGGAGGUCCGCAGGCUGGGACAAAAAGAAUGGCGACCGCAAACAAAGACGCGUCAAAAGCCCCCGUAGGCAACGGACCUAAGGGAGCUCAAGCAAAGGCUGUUCCUGCGCGCCCGAAGGCCAACAUCGUGGCGCCCAAGCCAAUCAGUCUGUUUGGUACACUGAGCUCGGCAUCCAAGAGACCUGGAACUACCAAUGCAGAGAGGGCUGCCGCUGCUGCCGCUGCCAAAACAGCUCCUGCCCCAAAGGAGAAGACGCCGCCACCAAAACCUGCAUUCUCCUUCGGUGAUCUGAUGGCAGAUCUCAACAAACCCAAAGAAACACCAGCUCCCAAGCCAGUCGAAGAGCAACCACCCGAGACCGAAGAGGAACGCAGCAAGAGACUGCGCAAGGAAGAACGCCGCAAACUACGUGUGACCUGGAAACCCGAUGAUUCUCUUACCGAAGUCCGACUCUUCACCCACGACCCCGACGAAGAGUUGGGCCCUGGUGAUGGAUCUGCACGUGGAUUGGGAGAUAUCAAGGGCGAAGGCAGUGUGCUCAAGCUCCACAAAGAUAUGGAUGAACUUGAAGAAGAUGAUCUUGGUGGCAUGCGCGAGACCGUCUUCCAAGAAUUCACUGGCCUGUCAGCCAUCGAUUUCGACUUUGAGGAACCCAAAAAUCAGAGUUUCAUCAAGCGCGGUGGUCCACAGAUUCCAACCAGCCCAGAGAAGGAGGCCCAGGAGCACCGGGAAUCCACGACACUCAUGGUCUUCUACACAUCUCCUGCAGAAAUGCCUGCAUCAGCCAAGGAGCCACCUACUCCUGAUCCUGACGACAUUGUUCACGAUGAAGUGUCAUUCGGAGAGCCUCCUGACCACAUCAAGGCCCGAGAGGAACGCUACUACUCAUAUAUCAACCCCAAGCCUGCGGCCGCACAACAGCCGCAGCAACCUAACCCCACUGGUCCUGGCUAUGAUAUUUCCAACUUACUCAACAUCAUUCAGAAUGUGUCUGGACAGGCGCAAGCAACUCCCCCACCAGCUACCCAGCCUGGCGCGAUACUCGGUGUCGAGCAGACAAUCAAUAUGUUCCGUCAACAGCAACAGCUCCAGCCUCAAGUGCCGGUGGUCCCACAGGUCCCCGCCGCAGUUCCACAAACGAUUGACUUCAAUACGAUCAUGCAUGUCAUGAAACAAAUGCAGCCUGCAUUCCCUCAGACUCAAUCGCAGCCAGCCAUGGCACCUAACCUUGGCGCCAUGUUCUCGCAAUUCGGCGGUCAAUUCCAACCACAGGGCCAUGACUAUGAUGACCCAGAGCGCAAGCGAGGUCGAGAGACCCCACAGCAUGACGGCGACUUUGAUCCCCAAUGGAGCCGCUCGAAGCGGACCAGGGUUACUGACAAACCAUACAAGGUUGGACUCGUUGCCUGCAAAUUCUGGGCCGAGGGAAAGUGUCGCAAAGGCGACAACUGUACUUUCCGCCACGAUGCCUAG
Penicillium canescens is the source of this 3018-nucleotide messenger RNA. RefSeq lists its product as uncharacterized. The transcript is spliced from 11 exons. The coding region runs from base 1 to 3018 and encodes 1005 amino acids. Gene Ontology annotation, molecular function: metal ion binding. The record is from RefSeq and is a predicted model, not a curated record. Lineage: Eukaryota; Fungi; Ascomycota; Eurotiomycetes; Eurotiales; Aspergillaceae.